AUGGGUCAAAUGGUUAAAAAUUUGGUUCAUCAGCAGUACCGCUUAGCUGUAUUGAUGUCGAGUGGCCAGGGAAGAGAAUCCGGAGAAGGGUCAUCAAGAUCAGUUUCUGCACCAGCUGAUCAUCAGCAACCACCCCAAUUGAGCCGAUAUGAGUCGCAGAAGCGGCGAGACUGGAACACCUUCGGACAGUACUUAAAGAAUCAGAGGCCCCCAGUAGCCAUGUCACAGUGCAACUAUAACCAUGUCCUAGAUUUCCUUCGAUACCUUGAUCAAUUUGGGAAGACUAAGGUGCACUUACAAGGGUGUGUCUUUUUUGGUCAACCUGAGCCACCAGGGCCUUGUGCUUGCCCUCUCAGGCAAGCUUGGGGUAGCCUUGAUGCACUCAUCGGACGCCUUAGGGCUGCAUACGAGGAGAACGGUGGCUUACCAGAGACGAAUCCAUUCGCCAGUGGUGCUAUUCGUUUGUAUCUGCGAGAUGUAAGGGGCUCCCAAGCUAAGGCCAGGGGCAUACCGUACAAGAAGAAAAAGAAGAAGAGGAAUCAAAUGAAGGCCACCGACGAGACAACGAACUUUCAGAUGCAGUCAGCUUGA
This is a messenger RNA of Ilex paraguariensis (yerba mate), 591 nucleotides long. The record is from the annotation of a GenBank genome assembly. NCBI's taxonomy places the organism in Eukaryota, Viridiplantae, Streptophyta, Magnoliopsida, Aquifoliales, Aquifoliaceae.